Messenger RNA from Penicillium crustosum, 816 nucleotides. RefSeq names its product Short-chain oxidoreductase. The coding region runs from base 1 to 816 and encodes 271 amino acids. The transcript is spliced from 3 exons. NCBI's taxonomy places the organism in Eukaryota, Fungi, Ascomycota, Eurotiomycetes, Eurotiales, Aspergillaceae. The record is from RefSeq and is a predicted model, not a curated record. Gene Ontology annotation, molecular function: oxidoreductase activity.
AUGGCUACUACCAAGCUCACCUGGCUCAUCACUGGCUGUUCCUCUGGCUUUGGCCUUUCUUUGACCCGCGCCGCCCAGGCUGGCGGACACAAGGUCAUUGCGACCUCGCGCAACCCAUUGCGGACACCCGAGCUGGUUGCCGAGAUCGACGGCGAUAUCAUUACCGAACUUGAAAGCCAUGGCGACCAUAUUGACGUCCUGGUCAACAACGCCGGAUAUUCCAUUUACGCCCCCAUCGAGACUGCCAACGAAGAGGAGGUAAGAACCCAGAUGGAAACCAUGUACUUUGGUCCCUUGCGUCUCAUCCAGGCUGUUCUGCCCCAUAUGCGCCAACGAAAGGCCGGCGUGAUAGUCAAUAUGAGCAGUGGUGCUUCGCUUGAUGGAAUUCCCACCAUGGGGGUGUAUGCGGGUGCAAAGGCAGGUCUAGACGCCCUUACCAAGAUCCUCGCUAAGGAAGUUGCCCCAUUCAAUAUCCGCACCCUGACUGUCGUUCUCGGAACCUUCAAUACCAACAUGCCAAACUCGGUGGUUCUGGGCAAGACUCCCCUGCCGGAAGACUACAAGGGAACUUUUACCGAGCAAAUUCAGGGCCUUCUGGUCAGUGGGAAGAUCAAGCCCAACGGUGACAAGGACAAGGCAAUGCAGGCUGUGUACCAGGUCGUUGCUGGCGAAGGAGUUGGCGAAGGCCUUCAAACCGAGAAGCUUCUCCCUCUAGGAAGUGAUAUGACCCCUCGACUCAAAGGAGUUCAGGAAUAUCUCGGCCAUUCUUUGGACGUGUUUGGCUCUGUGACCAACAGCGUGGAUGUCGAUAAAUAA